Messenger RNA from Xenopus laevis (African clawed frog), 4804 nucleotides. RefSeq lists its product as uncharacterized. The record is from RefSeq and is a predicted model, not a curated record. NCBI's taxonomy places the organism in Eukaryota, Metazoa, Chordata, Amphibia, Anura, Pipidae. The transcript has 2 exons. Bases 1654 to 4788 code for a protein of 1044 amino acids.
AGUAUUCCCCGCCCCUCAGGUCACUGGACAGGAAAGGGUUAACUCCCAACCCUAUAACAUCCGCUCUGCACCGCCCCCACCUUGUCUUUUUCCUGUCCAGGUCACGUGUGUAGCUUACCGCUUCCAGGGUCUCUCUGCUCUCUCUCUGCCCUGAUGCCUCCCAUAUGCUCCCCGGAGGGGAUCGCGGUGGAGAAGGACCAAUGGCUGGGUCACAUUCCACCUAUCAGGCCCACAGUUAAAUACUGGCCGUGUUGUUUGGUGGCGAAGUGCGGAUCCUCUGAAAACCGCUUCUAACAGACGCAGGAAGUACGUCAUUUUCCUCCCAGAGCCAGGCGUUCUUGCGUUCCACCGGCCGGAUGUACGCGUCAUUCCGGUCGCGCGUCAUGUUGGUCGCGCGUCAGUUCCGGUCGCGCGUUAUUUCUGGAGCGACGGACGCGUGCGCCGGCGUCUGACGUCACGACGCGCGACGGAAUUGGGAGUGAAGCGUGGUGUGUUGGUUACAGACAACAUGGAUCAGUCUGGCUCUGGGAGAGGAGUGCAGCCAAAAGUUUCUAGGUAAGCAAACGAUAACAGAGUUAUUGUUGGGGAGAGAGUGGAGGCUAAUGGUGCUUGUUUCUUUCCUAUAAGCCUCUCUGCCUCUACUGAAGCACAGAAGGUGGAAAGUCAACAAGCAAGAAAGCAGUCGGUGGCGGAGCAACCCUUAACGGCUGAGCCUCAAACUUCUACAGCACCCCAAUUGGAUGCCUUAGUGUCCCUAAUUAAGCAAGCAGUGGUGCAGGGGGUGCAGGAAGCAUCCUCUUCAGGCAGGAGGCCUAAGAGGUCUCGGGAAAUGCUGUAUGAGUCCCUUUCGGACAUUUCAGAAGAGGAAUAUUAUGAUCCGGCGGAUGAUCAGUCGGAUUUAUCAGAAGAAGGUGAAAUUUUUUCUGAGGAUGAGUCUGCCUUUGAUGCCUCCACAGUAGAGAGUCUGGUGAAGGCAGUUAGGAAGUCAUUAAGCUUAACGGAAGAGUUCUUCUGCAGACAAGUUGUUUCCGUCUGUAAAAAAGCGUUCCUCUACCUUUCCGGUUCAUGGCUCAAUUAAGGAGCUAAUUAGCUCAGAGUGGAAGAAGACGGAAAAGAGAGUGGUUAUUCAAGGUAAAUUUGCAAAGAAAUACCCUGUGGAUGAGCCUAAUGCAAAGUUGUGGGAUAAUCCACCUAAAGUUGAUGCGGCAGUGGUUCGAUUGGCUCGGAAAACUACCCUUCCGGUUGACGAUGCGGGUGCGUUUAGAGAUCCGAUGGAAAAGCGGAUGGAAUUGGAUCUGAAGAAGGCGUUUGUCUCUGCCGGGGCAUCUUGCAGGCCUGCAGUUGCACUAACUUCAACCUCUAGGGCGAUGAAGAUCUGGGUAAACAAUCUAGAAGAUGCCAUUUCUUCAAAUGUCAAAAGAUCAGUCUUGCGAGAGAUGUUGUCUGAUCUAAAGAUAGCUACUGAUUUCAUGGCAGAAGCUUCCAUCGAUUUAGUCAGGUUGGCAGCGAGGUCAAUGGCUCUUUCAGUAGCAUCAAGGAGAGCACUAUGGCUGAAGUCCUGGUCAGCAGACACUGCCUCUAAAGCCAAUUUGUGUCAGUUGCCUUUCGAAGGAGACAGAUUGUUCGGUGAGAGUCUGGAUUCAAUUAUUAAAAAUGUGUCUGGUGGGAAAAGUGUUUUUCUUCCACAAGAGAGGAAAUUCAGACGUCAUGGGCCAAGAGCUGAAUCACCUAAGAAUAGGAAUUUUCGUAACUCAAGGCAGUACAGACCUGGGAGGUCUCAAGGCAGACAGUCUCCAUGGAGAUCUUCUAGAGGGGAGCCACGACAACCGGCAAAAAAGGCAACUGGGUUCGGCUCCUCCUCACACAGAACACAAUGAGAUCAGGCCGGCUCAAACCUGUGCAGUAGGAGCGCGUCUAGCACUCUUCAAGGAGGUUUGGGCCGAGAAUAUUCGGGAUCGUUGGGUUUUAGAGAUUAUAAGAGAAGGUUACCAUCUCGAAUUCUCCAGGAUCCCAAGAUACGAUGUGUAUCGAGUUUCUUUGGUGCCGAAGGUUCAAGGUGCAAAGGAAAUAGUCCAAGAAUAUAUGGAUCAGUUGCUAGAGACCGGUGCUGUAGAACCAGUACCCCGGGAGCAACGAAGGAGAGGGUUUUACUCCAAACUCUUUCUAGUAAAAAAAUCCUCAGGGGCCUUCAGACCAGUUCUGGAUCUUCGUCCACUAAAUCAAUUCAUACGUUGCAGAAAAUUCAAGAUGGAGUCCCUGACAUCCAUAAUUGCAGCAAUUCCGCCUCGAGCAUGGUUGGUAAAUCUGGAUCUCAAAGACGCGUACUUUCAUGUUCCAGUGUACGGUCCACACAGAAAAUACCUGCGGUUUGUGUUUCAGGAACAACACGUGCAGUUCACUUGCCUUCCGUUUGGCCUGUCCACGUCUCCAAGGACUUUUUCAAAGGUCUUAGUAACAGUAAUAGCUUUACUGAGAGUGAAGGGGGUCCCAGCCUUCCAUUAUCUGGACGAUAUACUUCUGGUGUCCAACUCAGAAGAAGAAGCUGUAAAAAACAGAGACAAAGCGAUUGGAAUUCUGCAACUCUUCGGCUGGGUGAUAAACUGGCAGAAGAGUCAUCUGGUGCCAACUCAGAAGAUAAUUUUCUUGGGAGCCAGCUUGGACACUCUUCAAGGGAUAGUGUCUCUUCCAGAUCAGAAGGUCUCAUACAUCAUGGACCGAGUGAGAUCCUUUCAACAGCUCACCAGAGUGUCCGUCAAGGAUUGCAUGUCAAUUCUGGGUCUAUUUUCCUCCACCAUUCAGAUGGUACGUUGGGCAAGAUGGCACAUGAGACCCCUUCAAAUAUUUUUUUCUGGGUUCAGGGUCGACCAAUCCCAUAAAUCUGAAGAGACUUCUUCAUAUUCCAAGUCAGGUGAUGGCGAGCCUAGACUGGUGGUUGAUCCCGAGAAAUCUAACCAGAGGAAUGCCGUUGACAGAACCAGACUACGUCACAAUUACAACAGACGCCUCUCAAACAGGCUGGGGAGCCAUGUUAGACGAUCUGUCAGCUCAAGGGCAGUGGGAAGUCUCUCAUCUUCCUUCCAAUGUAUUGGAGUUGAGGGCAAUAAGGAUGGCUCUAUUGGCCUUCUCGGAGAGGAUAACACACAGGUGGGUGAAAAUCCGUUCAGACAAUGCCACGGCGGUGGCAUAUGUACACAGACAAGGAGGCACCAAGAGUGCGCGGUUGAUACAAGAGCUGUCAACUAUCAUGUCAUGGGCAGAAUCAAACCUAAGAGGUUUAGUAGCCUUUUUUGUACCAGGCAAAAUGAAUGUGCAGGCGGAUUUCCUAAGCAGAAAUUCCUUGGAGCCAGGAGAAUGGUCCCUGAAUCCCGUUGUGUUCCAGACCAUUACCAAGAGAUUUGGCAAUCCAGAGAUAGACCUCAUGGCCUCGGAUCACAACCACAAGUGCAAGAGGUUCUUUUCAAGGUACCCGUCCCGGAUAUCCAGUGGAAUAGAUGCCCUAAAUCAGAACUGGAGAGGGAUGUUCGGGUAUGUCUUUCCACCCUUUCCAUUAAUUUGGAGGGUAUUGAAGAAAAUAGACAAAGAGGAGACACAGGUGAUUGCUAUAGUCCCAUUCUGGCCCAGGCGUCCCUGGUUUCCACUUCUAAGACAGAUGUCAGUGGAGCCUCCAAUGAAACUUCCAGUUAUGAAAGAUCUGCUGAUGCAGGGCCCAGUUCCAUUUCAGGAGGUGUUCCACCUGUCUCUGAGGGCGUGGAAGUUGAAAGGCAGAGGUUAUCAGGUAUAGGCCUCAACAAAGAUCUGAUAGAAUUGCUGUUGAAAUCUAGAAAGCACUCUACGUCAAGUCAAUACUAUCGUGUCUGGUCUUGUUUUGUCAAAUUUGCGGAAGAUAAAGGAUUUGAUCCCAGAUGUCCUGGGGCGUCAGAGUUGGUGCAGUUUCUCUUUGCUGGGUACCAGAGAAGGCUUAGUGUCAGCACUUUGAGAGGACAAGUUUCGGCACUGUCGGCAUUAACUGAAAGAUCAUGGGCGGAGGAUCCGUUGGUCAUUCGCCUGUUUAAUGCACUUAAAAGAGUGUGUCCAAUAAGACGACUAGGGGUACCUCCAUGGGAUUUGCCUUUAGUCUUAAAGGUUUUAAUGGCAGCUCCUUUUGAACCGUUGGAAAAGGCUUCGGAUUGGCAUGUUACUCUGAAAGCUUUAUUUCUGGUGGCGAUCACUUCAGCCUGCAGAGUAGGGGAAAUUCAUUCUCUUUCAGCGAAGGAACCUGAUACGGUGGUGUUCCCAGAUAAAGUGGUCUUGAGACCAGCGUUUGAAUUUCUUCCGAAGGUUGUAUCACAAUUUCAUAUGAAUUUGGAGAUAACUUUGCCCUCCUUUUGUCCAGAUCCCAAAACAGUGCGUGAACAACAGUGGCAUACGUUGGACCUAGUUCGAAUAAUAUCUCAUUAUCUGACCCGUACACAGGCGUGGAGGAAGUCAGAAAGACUGUUUGUCAUUCCGAGAGGUCCUAGAAGAGGUUGUGCCCCGUCUAAAGCGACUAUCAGUCGAUGGAUCGUUGAAUGCAUAGUGUUCGCCUAUCACAAAACAGGCAGAGAGGUACCUAGAGACUUGAAGGCUCACUCUACUCGAGCAUUGGCUGCUUCCUGGGCGGCGGAAGCCAGAGCGCCGCCAGACGUAAUUUGCAAGGCUGCAAGAUGGUCCUCCUUGCAUACAUUUAUAAAGCAUUAUAAGUUAAAUGUUUUUCUUUCCCAAGAGGCUAAAUUUGGGAGAAAGGUUUUGCAAGCUGUAUUGCAUUCAUAAUAAAUGUUAAGCAUCA